CCGUUAAAGACAAGAAUGCUGAUUGGAACGGUCCCCUGCUAUAUCACCCUGUCCAGAUGUGAGCUGUGGGUUACAGACAACUCACUGCCAGAGAAGACUGUCACUUCUUGGGUCUGGUCAUCCAGCACAUCAGUCAUGAACGCAAAAUACAUCCUGGCCCUCGUCUUGGCUCUGCAGGUCUCCAUGAGCCUGUGUGAGAUUCCUGCACCAUCUCCGGAGCUCCAGAGCAAAUAUGACUCAAUGAAAUCCACAUUCAUCAAAAGACUGGAGAACGCUUACAAAAAACUUCAGGAUGCCGUCAGUACAAGCGAGCAGGGACAGGUCACCAAGGAGCUGGUUGACAGCGUGCACAACCGGCCUGAGUUUCAAGCCGUCGUCAAGGUCGCCUCUGGACUGGGCUCAGAAGCAGCUCCCAUAGUGGACCGGGCCCGUUCAUCUCUGUUGGGUUUGUACGAACAGUACCUGCGCCCCCACGUUGGUGAGUCCUUGAGCUCCGGCAUCGACCACAUCAAGAUCUACCUGGAUCAGGUCAUGCCCGCCGAGUGAAGAAGAUCACCUGGACAAGAAAAGAAGCCCUUUGUUAAAUGAUAGUUCAUAGAAUUUAGACCACUUUAGACAAAGAAGAGCGAAGCACGAUGCAAACAAGAUUUCUGUCCACUUUAUUUUUAAAUCAAGAUCCUCACCAAGUCAUGCUGAGUCAUGCUGAGCAUGGCAUGUCAACACCAGUUCUGCACGUGCAGUGUUUUGUUGGAUACACUAACCCAAAGACCAUGUGUCUGUGUAUGUAUGUACCUUUAUGUGUUCAAUAAAAGAAAUUGACAUUCA
This is a messenger RNA of Oryzias latipes (Japanese medaka), 825 nucleotides long. It is a transcript of the gene apoa2, whose product is annotated as apolipoprotein A-II. NCBI's taxonomy places the organism in Eukaryota, Metazoa, Chordata, Actinopteri, Beloniformes, Adrianichthyidae. The record is from RefSeq and is a predicted model, not a curated record.